CUGCGAGUCUUGUUUAGUUUUCAGGUUCUCUCUCUAAUCUGUCUCAUUACCCUUCUCUCUCUAGAAAAAAAAGACAACCAUGGUGGAAUAACAAUCUAAUCUAUCUAAUGACAAAAAAAUCGUCUUCAUAGUUAACUUAUCAAAAAAAAUUGCAGCUUUGUGUUCCUAACGGUGUGUUUGGAUGUUCCUCCAGUGAUGAAUCCAAAGUCUUCUCUUUCACACCUUCCUUUUCUCCCAUCACACAAGUCUUUCAUGGAGAUUUGAAGAAUCUAGGGUUUCACGAAGUUCCAGCCGAAGGUCAUCUCUUUCUAUAAACAUUGAUUCUCUUUCAUGUCUUGUUUUGCUGAUUCCCUUCUGAAUCUGAACUUUAAACUGCUGUCCUGCUUCAAAGAUGCCACUUUUGCUGAGUUGAAGUUCUUGAGUUUGUUUGAAGAACACAACAAACCGAGAUUCUUUGGUUUGUUGUGUUGAAGAUGUGCUUUAGUCACUUGUGUGUUGAUUUUUUCAUGGAUUAUGGAAGAUGUAAUGAUGGGUUGUUUAGAUUUUAGGAAUUAGGGAUUGUUUAGUUUUCUCUUUUUCUUUUUUUUUUAUAUAUUUAUCUGUUCUUUCUGGGAAUUACUUGAAGAUGGAGGAAAUUGAGGAAGCAAACAGGGAAGCGGUUGAGAGUUGCCAUAGGGUGAUUAGUUUGUUAUCUCAUUCUAAUACUGAUCAGAGUUCAUAUGGGAAAUUAAGUGUAGAAACUGGGGAGGCUGUUCAUAAGUUCAAAAAAGUUGUCUCUAAGCUGAAUUCUACCUUGGGUCAUGCUAGGGUUAGAAAAGUCAAGAAAAUCCAAACCCAUUUACCUCCUAACAUUCUUCUCGAAAACCCGCUUCUCUGGAGACCCCACCAUGACCACCCUCAAUCAGCUUUGCAGCUUCUUCCAGCCAUUCCCAUGGAUAACCAGAACCAGGAUAGGAGUUGUACUCUCACAUUGAGAAGUCCUUCAUAUGACUUGAAUGGAAAGGCCCCGAUUCAGCCACCCCACCACCAUUACCACACCCAAGCACCCAUGGCAAAUUAUAACUUCCUCCAACAGAAACUAGUUCCGGUUUACCGGCGGAGCAAUAGUGGAAUCAGUCUUAAUUUUGAUAGCUCCACUUGCACUUCAAAUCGGUCGUUUAUGUCUUCACUAAGUAUUGACGGGAGCAUUGCGAAUAUUGACGGAAACGGCUUUCAUUUGAUCGGGGGGUCGCGCUCUGCUGACCUCAGUGCGUAUCAGCAACAAAACAAGAAAAAGUGUUCCGGCGGGAGGGGUGAAGAUGGAAGUACCAAAUGUGGAAGCAGUAGUAGGUGCCAUUGUUCUAAGAAGAGGUCUGUUGUAUUAUAUUAUUAUUUUCUGCUGUUUUUUAUAUUCUUUUCUUCACGUUACUCACAAAUGGUAUUGUUUUGGGACAGGAAACAUAGGGUGAAAAGGUCAAUUAAAGUUCCUGCUAUUAGUAACAAGUUAGCUGAUAUUCCUCAGGAUGAAUAUUCUUGGAGGAAGUAUGGGCAAAAACCUAUCAAAGGUUCUCCUCACCCAAGGGGAUACUAUAAGUGCAGUAGCAUGAGAGGCUGCCCAGCUAGGAAGCAUGUGGAAAGAUGUUUGGAAGAUCCUUCAAUGCUAAUUGUGACUUAUGAGGGUGACCAUAACCAUCCAAGAGUGCCAUCACAAGUGGCAAACAUAUGACCAGUUGCUAUGAGGUCAUCACAAGAUUUCUGGUUUCUAUUUUGUGUAACGGCUUCAAUUGUCGUGUACAUAUUUUGCUAGUUUAGCCUUGAGGUAGAGAGAUAGAUUGGGGGAGAGCUAAAGAUAUGGUGCAAUCGACUAGGGUACGAAAGCCUUCAAAGGUGUGUUUGUUUGAAAGGCAAAUGUGAAUUCUUCCAUGUUUAUUAGUAGAUAGGCCUUUGAUGGUUAAGUUAAGCCUUUGUUGUAAGGAUGUCCUCAUGGAAAUAUGACUUCUACUCCACAUUUGUCUUGUUGCAACUUUGUUUUUCAAUAGCUUUUUGAUUUCUUGCUAAA
Molecule: messenger RNA, 2038 nt
Organism: Cuscuta epithymum
Lineage: Eukaryota; Viridiplantae; Streptophyta; Magnoliopsida; Solanales; Convolvulaceae
Source: the annotation of a GenBank genome assembly